AUGGCACAGGACAAGUCCUGCGACGCGUAUACGGACGGCAUGGCGCAGCGUUUUAGUGGGGCCCUGCAGCAUGAGGCUAAGUAUGUUUGUAUCAUUUCAUUAUUUCAGAUAAUAGCCAAAGAAACUGCACUGCUCAUCGUCUUAUUCUACGGGACAGCUCUCGCUCAAGACGACGUGGCUCUGGCCAACGACUACGUGGACAAUGUGCUGGACAUGAUGCGCAACGACCGCGACUUGCUGGCCGCGAUCGACCCGCUCCAAGUGCCGGACUUCGGCGAGAACAGCUUCCAGAUCACGGGCGGCCAGGUGCUCGGCCUUUCCGCCUUCUACCGCUCCGGCAACAGCACCGUCCAGAUGUCGAACGACAUGGCCAUCGUGACCACGCCAGCGGCCGUCAACGACGUGUUCUUCACGGGCCGGCACCGGGCGUCGCGCUUCGGUCUUACCAUCAGCGGCGACAUCGAGGCUUCCGUGAACCGCGUGAACACGCUCAUCGUCUACCGAGCGCCCAUCAAGGGCGGAGAGGCCCGACUCGAGUACUUUCAGCUGGCAAGGUCUGAACGGUUUCGUCCGCAGGUGGACAGAAUGGACGGUCUGAAGGUGACGCGCAUCACGGGCGUGUCGUCAGCAUUCAACUGGCUGCUCAAGAUUGUAGCCAAUCGCGUGGCACGCCACUUCCAGGGACGCAUCGAGGCCGCCCUGCAGGAUGAGGUCUCCAAGUUCAUCUCCACGCAGGUGGACCGGAGCCGCUUUCCAGCGCUCUCCGGCAAUGGCAGCAGGAUUUCAGGCGAGUCCUUCGCCUAUCCCAGCGCACCUUUCUGAAGGUCACCGAGGCGCUUCGU
Rhipicephalus sanguineus (brown dog tick) is the source of this 842-nucleotide messenger RNA. RefSeq lists its product as uncharacterized. The coding region runs from base 1 to 822 and encodes 273 amino acids. The transcript has 5 exons. Lineage: Eukaryota; Metazoa; Arthropoda; Arachnida; Ixodida; Ixodidae. The record is from RefSeq and is a predicted model, not a curated record.